Sphaeramia orbicularis (orbiculate cardinalfish) is the source of this 665-nucleotide messenger RNA. RefSeq names its product interleukin 17a/f1 (gene il17a/f1). The transcript is spliced from 2 exons. The record is from RefSeq and is a predicted model, not a curated record. Gene Ontology annotation, cellular component: extracellular region. Lineage: Eukaryota; Metazoa; Chordata; Actinopteri; Kurtiformes; Apogonidae. Gene Ontology annotation, molecular function: cytokine activity. Bases 3 to 467 code for a protein of 154 amino acids. Gene Ontology annotation, biological process: inflammatory response.
UGAUGAUGGCGGUCGUCUUGGUGACGGACGCGGCGGUGGGGAAAUCCGGCGGUCAUUCCAAACACAGGAAGCCAGUGGAUGGCGGCGCAGCGCUGGAAACGGUUCCGCUGCAGAUCGACCCAGACGCUCUGGUUCCGCCCAGAAACCUCCGUCCGCUGCAGAACGCCUCCAUCUCACCCUGGACGUACAACAUCUCCCGUGACGACUCCCUGGUCCCGCCCAUGCUGUCCGAGGCACGCUGUCUUCUGCGAGGUUGCCUGGACUCAGACGGCAAAGAGGACCUGAGCCUGGAAUCCAGACCCAUCAUGCACCAGGUUCUGUUGCUGCGGCGGGUCAAGGCGGGGCCGGGGCUGGGGGCGGGGUCAGGGGCGGUGGGGGCGGGCCACAACUUCCACUUCAGGCUGGAGUCCCGCCUCAUCGCCGUCGGCUGCACCUGUGUCCGACCCACCGUCCAGCAGCAGGACUGAAGACCAGAACCGGGACCAGGACCGGGACCAGGACCUCGGUACCAAAGACAAACAAAUAUUUAUGUUCAGUAGAAAAAGAAAAAACAGGUAGAAUGUGACUUAGAGACGGUUUUAAUGUAGGGACGUGGUUUUGGAUUCAGGUUUUAUGACUCAGGUCUGACCUGAUUAAGGUUUUAUCACAGUUUCUGGACUCGGAAC